This is a messenger RNA of Pelobates cultripes (western spadefoot toad), 351 nucleotides long. NCBI's taxonomy places the organism in Eukaryota, Metazoa, Chordata, Amphibia, Anura, Pelobatidae. The record is from the annotation of a GenBank genome assembly.
AUGAAGGAAUGUGUCACAAAUGCAAAAAGAAUGAAUGUACCUAAGCACACGUUCGGGUCAGCUGGACACUACGAGAUCAGUAGAACAGCCAACGUGUGUAAGCGUGUGUUUGAGAAAAAACGAACGCAAUGUGAACAGCUGCUCGUCAAGAAGCCCUGCAGAAUGCGUAUCUGCGGUAAAGCGGAUGCACAUUCGUUAGGUAAAGCUGAAAAUCACCUCCACGGAUUGGAAAGCGCCAGGCUGCAGUGGGGACAGCAGGGAGUGCUGAAGUGGCCCAGGACCCAAAUGAUUCAGGGAUGUGAGGUAGUAAUAACCCAAAAGCUGGGGAUCCAAAUAAGUAAAGUUAAAUAA